CGGGCGACAUCAGCUCCCAGCUGCCAAACCGGCGUCAGGUGGACACAGCAGGACCCUCAGAAUGAGCCAGGCAGCGAUGUCGCAGUGCACGGAGCUGGAAUGGGCCGUCCAGGUGCUGGUGAACAACUUUGACAAGUACUCGAGCCGCUGCUGCUGCUGCAAGAAGCCGCGGCGCAUCAGCAAGAAGGAUUUCCGCAAGAUGCUGAGCCGGGAGCUCAACCACAUGCUGACGGACACCGGGAACCGCCGCGCAGCCGACAAGCUCAUCUGCGACCUGGACGAGAACAAGGACGGGCGCAUCAGCUUCGACGAGUACUGGACCUUGAUAGGCGGCAUCGCCAGCCCCAUCGCCCAGAUCAUCCGCCAGCAGGAGCAGAGCAUCAAAUUCACCAAGUAGCCGCUGCACAGGACCCUCCUGGACCCCCCUGCUUCUCCACGACCCCCCCCCCGCUUUGUGCCCUCCCCGAGCCCCAGCUCGCCCCGGGCCACCUCGGCUCCCCAGGGCUCUGCCGACCGAGCCGUGCCGGGCUGUGACGGAGGCGGGACGACCCUGUGGGUGGGAUUUGGGGACGCGAGGCUCCUCCUCGCCGUGCCUGCCCUGCCCUCCUCCCCUUCACGAGACCUGUUGGGCGAGAAGCAAAGGGAGAGGUUUACCCUCAUGUGGGACCUGAGUUCUGCCUGUUCUCAGAGCUCCGCUGACAGAACCCCCGUCACAGCCGGGACCCCCCUCUCCCCUUGCAGCUCCCCCUCAGAGCGGGGGGUCUUCCUGGGCAAAGGGGGCCUUUCCCCGUGCCCGGGCU
Molecule: messenger RNA, 800 nt
Organism: Manacus vitellinus (golden-collared manakin)
Lineage: Eukaryota; Metazoa; Chordata; Aves; Passeriformes; Pipridae
Gene: S100A16
Product: S100 calcium binding protein A16
Exons: 3
Coding region: 62-397 (111 amino acids)
Cellular component (GO): perinuclear region of cytoplasm; nucleus
Molecular function (GO): calcium ion binding
Source: RefSeq, a predicted model, not a curated record